AUGGCGGACUUGGAUGAAGCCGCCGUCAACCUCCCGUCGAAUGACGCGACAGCGCAUCUCGAAGUCGACCUCUCCGAUGAGACACACGACUUUCGCAUGCUGAACCAUCUGUCCUCCCUGUCAGACAACUCCCAAGUCACUCUUCCCAAACGCGGGGAAAAGGACUUCGAACCAAAUCCGACGCUGUUCCAAGCCGAUAUCCUAUCUGCCUCCCGACAGGCGAUGCAUACUGCCCUUUCAUACCCACGAUUACACAAUCCUAAACAGAGAGUUAUCGGGAUUUAUGCGCCCAACGGACCUGCGCCGCCUGCGUCGCUGAAAUCGCUCGACGCUGUCGCAGAAGACUCACCCGUAACGGACCCUAUUACUACCGCAGUGGGAGUGCCGGCAGAUUCAUGCGUUUACGUCACAAACCCGAAGGGCCAGUUCUUUAAGACUAUGGGCCAGGCUGAUCGCUGGAACCGCGUGUGGCUGUUGCCAGAGGAGGCUUUGUACCUUCUUGAAAGAGGCAGUUUGGAUCUGAGGUGGCCUUGCUCCGCGGUAGGCUCCGGUGAUGAAGACAAUACCGAGGACUCUGGGAUACCGAUGAGCUUACAAGCUGCGUAUGCAUGCUUUAUUGGUCCAGGGGGAUUAACCAUUGACCAAUUCUCUGUCUUCACCGGACUCAGGCGCCUUGGCUAUACCCUCAUUCGAGCGCCGGGUUGGAGUGGCGCAGCUGCGGACACCAAGCCGCAGGAAGACUCGUACAGCAGCGGAUUAGCCAAGCGACAGGGACCGGGUUUAGUUGGUAUCUUCACCCGAUUUCUGAAAUGGCUUCGCGACUCCAGUCCAUCUACUGUAAUGGGACCUGUCGCUGGCCUUGGAUUUCACCACAGCUAUACUAUUCUGACAUGCUCCAAUAGACGAUAUUUAUCGCAAGCUUGCAAUAAUCCCAUACUACGACCCUGCUACGCCUUCGUCUCCUUCCCCACGUCCAGAAUUGCCUUAUGCUGUGGUUCAGCACCGCCCAGUCCCGAUUUCAGGGUGGCAGUUGUCAAUGCCCGGACUCACACCACCAUGCCCACAUUAUCCCAGCUUGGUACCCUACUUGAGAGUACACCUUUUGAUCCACCACAGAGCGACAAGCAGCUUUAUGUACGGCUGCGGCACGGAUAUAGAAAUGUCAUCUUAGCCGUGGUUGAUCAGGGUGUUCAAAAGUACUCGCACACUUUCUCCAGAACGAUUCCGCUGAGAUUUUCGAGGACGCAACGACCGGUUAUUGCUUCCGAAAAUUUACCUGUAGAAAGAAGAGAAACAGGCACUCCAUUCCACCACUCUUCGGAUCGUCUCUCCGGCCGCACUUGCAUGAUCACAGGAGGGAGCUCCGGGAUCGGAUUCGCUAUCGCACAGAGAUUCCUCCAAGAAGGUGCAGUGCGCAUUAUUCUCGUGGGGAGAUCUUACGCGCGUCUCGUCAACGCGGCCAUCUUAUUAGGGGGGCAUGCUCCAGAAAGCAUCCCUGUUAUUCAGUCAUACGACAAUACCAGUGACAUUGUGGCCACCCGCACGCCAGAAGAAGACCAGAAUCAAGGGCAGGAUUUGACAUCCAAUAGAUUUAUCAACCCAGGUACCUUGAUUGACUCGUCAGACCGGGUGAGUCUUCUCGUGGGGGAUAUAUCCGAAGCUGCGUCCUGGAGUCGAGAACUGGAGAAUGCAAUGAAAAACGUCGACAUCCUCGUCAACGCCGCUGGAAUCUCCGUAUCCAGCGUGCUCCCCAAAACAGACCCAAAGGACAUCUCCCAGAUUCUGCGCACAAACCUCGAGGGCUCUCUACUCACCUCCCGCGCCUUACUCCGCGCUUCAAUCCGCAACAGAAUGAAAAACCGCUCCACCCCCAGUCCCUCAGAUCCUCCCCCCCGCUCUUCCAAGUGCAUUAUCAAUAUUUCUUCCCUGUUAGCUCUCAAAGGCGGCACAGGGGCCGUUCCCUACGCCGCAUCCAAGGCCGGUAUCCUGGGUCUUACCCGCUCGCUAACGGUAGAAGCGGCGAGUUCUCUUCGCGACCAGCCUAUUCGGUCGAAUGUGAUCGUUCCGGGGUAUAUUGAGACCCCUAUGAUUGCGGACUUCAGUGACAGGGAAAGCUCCAAGCUCAAAGAAGAUAUUCCACUCAGACGGUUCGGACAGCCGCAGGAAGUCGCAGAUGCGGCUGUAUUCCUGGCUCAGAAUGAAUAUGCAAAUAACUGUGUUAUUAAUUUGGAUGGAGGGCUUAGCGCUUUAUAAUGGAAAGUAAACGUAGUUACUAGAAUUGGACGGCGUUGGGUCGUAUAUUUUUUUUCUGUUAUUUAUCAGAAGAACGGGGAUAAUACUACCAGUAGUAACAAAGUUAAAGGGCUAUGUGGAACGUUAUAUACUCCG
Molecule: messenger RNA, 2388 nt
Organism: Aspergillus ochraceoroseus IBT 24754
Lineage: Eukaryota; Fungi; Ascomycota; Eurotiomycetes; Eurotiales; Aspergillaceae
Exons: 8
Coding region: 1-2253 (750 amino acids)
Biological process (GO): tRNA-type intron splice site recognition and cleavage
Cellular component (GO): tRNA-intron endonuclease complex
Source: RefSeq, a predicted model, not a curated record